This is a messenger RNA of Penicillium oxalicum, 930 nucleotides long. Its product is annotated as cysteine and histidine-rich domain-containing protein. Lineage: Eukaryota; Fungi; Ascomycota; Eurotiomycetes; Eurotiales; Aspergillaceae. The coding region runs from base 1 to 930 and encodes 309 amino acids. The record is from RefSeq and is a predicted model, not a curated record. The transcript has 3 exons.
AUGGCGAGUAAAUGCGUUCACAAAGGGUGCGGGAAGACGUUUGAUGAUCCCGAGGAAGCUUGCGUCUAUCAUCCGGGUCCGCCAGUGUUCCAUGAAGGUCAAAAAGGCUGGAAAUGCUGCAAGCCCCGCGUUCUGACAUUCGAGGAAUUCCUCGCCAUUCCCCCUUGCACUACGGGCAAACACUCGACUGUUGACGAUACUCCUGUUCCUGAACCUACCAAGGCCCCAGAAGAACCUGCGCCGGCACCUACGCCCGCGCCCGCGUCCGCGCCUGCCCCCGUUCCAGUGGAAGCCAAGAUCGCCGCCAAUCCCCCCGCAAAGCUUGUCGUCGAGGAGCCCGACUCGGAUGAUCCUGAUGCAGAGAUUCCCGUGAACGCGACAUGUCGUCGGAAGGGUUGCGGUGCCACAUACGAUCCGUCAGCAGAUCGCAAUGCAAAGUGUGUGCACCAUCCUGGAGCGCCUGUCUUCCAUGAAGGCAGUAAAGGGUGGUCUUGCUGCAAGCGCCGGGUGCUGGAAUUUGAUCAGUUCCUGAAGAUCCCCGGCUGUACAGAGAAAGUGAAACACAUGUUUGUGGGUAAGCCCAAGUCUGCCGGGGAGGAAAAGGUUGAAUCUGUCCGAAACGACUUUUACCAAACCGCAUCCUCCGUGAACGUGUCACUAUACCUGAAGAAAAUCGACAAGGAUCGCGCACGCGUCGAUAUGACCGAAAAGUCCAUCACCUUUGACCUGCCCACCACCGAUAACAAGCGCUUCCAGGAUACAUAUAAUCUAUUUGCGUCGAUCGAUCCCACAAAGUCAUCAUUCCGUGUGCUGGGUACCAAGCUUGAGUUGGUGCUGGCCAAGGCCGACGGUACCAGUUGGCCGGUGCUGCGCAGCGACGACAAGUGGACCGGAGAGCGGAUUCAGAUCGGAAAUGCGCCACGAGCUUAA